CCACUCUCGUCCCGCCCUAUCCAACUCCCUCUUGCUUCGACACCUAUUAUUGUGUUAGUGUGAAAUACUCUCUCCAAUUUAGUAUCAAUGGAAACCAAAGCGUCGGUUUCCCCAGCAACCGUCUUAGAUAAGAUUGUGGUUCCGGGCGAUGUGGUCCUUGAUCUCUCUAGCUUAACAAAUCAGACCAUCAAGCUAGGUGGCGGUCUCCGUCUGGAUUGUGAUUCUAUUUCUGUUAUGAAGGCUGGAAAACUGAAGUUCUCAAAGCCAAACAAAUAUUGGGUUGAAAGCUCUCACAAAAGGUAUGUACCUUCCGUGGAGGAUACUGUUCUUGGGAUUGUUGUAGACUCAAAAGCAGAUAACUUCCUUGUGGACAUUAAAGGACCGGCAAUAGCUUUUCUGCCUGUGCUUGCAUUUGAAGGAGGAACCCGGAGAAACAUACCUAAGUUUGAGGUAGGUUCUCUUCUUUAUGUUCGGGUUGUGAAGGCAAACCCUGGCAUGAAUCCUGAGUUGUCAUGCACCGAUGCCAGUGGAAAAGCAGCAGAAUUUGGCCUCCUUAAAGAUGGCUACAUGUUUGAAACUUCAACUGGUCUAUCAAGAAUGUUGCUGAGCUCACCAACAUGUCCAGUUCUUGAGGCUCUCGGGAAGCAACUCUCCUUUGAGAUAGCAGUGGGCUUGAAUGGCAGGGUUUGGGUGAACGCUGCCUCACCAUCUACGGUGGUGGUAGUUAGUAAUGCAAGCAUGAACUCGGAAUAUUUGAGUGGGGUGCAGCAGCAAAUUAUGGUGGAGAAACUGCUCCAGAAAAUUAAGUGAUCAUGUUCUGGUCUACUAUUUAAACCCGCAUACUUUUUUUUCUGUCUCGAAUAUUAUGCAUUGCAUGAAGUUCCAACUGAAAAUUCGUUGCUAAUAUGCACAGUUUGUUAAAACAAAAAAGAAGUUUUGUUGCUGGUAGAUCUUGAGGAUGUAAAGUGCAUGGGAAGAGACAGAAAAACCUCCAAUGCAAACCAAUUCGUGGUCUUCUGAUCAUAAUUCAUAAGCAGAAGCCCACUGGAUAAUUUUUGCCCUUUUAUCUCAGAAUCACAUACGGGAUAAGUGAUACAAGCCUUCACUGGAAAUGUUUAUGAAUUACAAUUUAUAAUGAUAU
Molecule: messenger RNA, 1141 nt
Organism: Pistacia vera
Lineage: Eukaryota; Viridiplantae; Streptophyta; Magnoliopsida; Sapindales; Anacardiaceae
Product: putative exosome complex component rrp40
Exons: 9
Coding region: 88-810 (240 amino acids)
Biological process (GO): exonucleolytic trimming to generate mature 3'-end of 5.8S rRNA from tricistronic rRNA transcript (SSU-rRNA, 5.8S rRNA, LSU-rRNA); TRAMP-dependent tRNA surveillance pathway; CUT catabolic process
Cellular component (GO): cytoplasmic exosome (RNase complex); nuclear exosome (RNase complex)
Molecular function (GO): RNA binding
Source: RefSeq, a predicted model, not a curated record